AUGUCUAGCCAGGAUAAGAAGCCCCCGCUGGAGUCACGGUUGGGACGUGACGAGCCUUUUGACUUUGGUCAGAGGUAUCUGAAAAACGAAGAGGAAGUUUUUAAUUACAACGCAUGGGACAACGUCGACUGGGACGAGGAGCAGCUCAAAGAGUUUGAAGAAAAGAUCAAACAACAGCACGACGAGCCCGUCUCCGAGUACUACAGAAAGCUAUACAACGACAAGCCAGCCAAGUAUUGGGACAUAUUCUACAAGAAUAAUCGCGAAAACUUCUUUAAGGAUAGAAAAUGGUUACAAAUAGAGUUUCCGUCCCUCUACGAAGCGACGAAGCCCGACGCUCCCGCAACCAACAUCAUUGAGAUCGGGUGCGGGGCAGGUAAUACUAUGUUCCCUAUUUUGCAGCAAAACGAGAACAAAAAUCUCAGACUGUUUGGUUGUGACUACUCCAAAGUGGCAGUCGAUCUAGUGCGAUCCAACAAGCUUUACGAAAAAAACGCUGGAGUUGUACACGCGUCUGUAUGGGAUCUAGCCAAUUCGAACUUAGAGCUUCCAGAAGGCGUCGAGCCGCACUCGAUUAAUAUUGCCGUCAUGAUUUUUGUGUUUUCGGCACUGAGUCCCGAUCAGUGGGAGCACGCAAUCAAUAAUCUGUCGAAAAUGAUGGCUCCUGGCGGAAAAAUCCUGUUCCGUGAUUAUGGCCGCUAUGACCUUGCUCAAAUUCGGUUCAAGAAAAAUCGGCUGCUUGACGAGAACUUCUAUGUCCGAGGAGAUGGCACCAGGGUGUAUUUCUUUACCGAGGAAGAACUCAGAAAUAUAUUCUGUGGUCCUUUCAUAGAGCGCAAAAUUGCAUAUGACAAGCGGCUUUUAGUGAACCGCAAAAAACAGCUGAAGAUGUACCGUUGUUGGAUGCAGGCGGUGUUCGAAGUUCCCGAAUAGCCUAGUGCUCGUUUUUUUGGAUCAUCUUGAUAGAGAUAUGUAAAAAACCGUCCAGUGAUUUCAUGCAAAUAUAGAGGUCGAUUAUAGAGCUGUCGAGCGGUAGGACGACUCCGUGCGAGUACGGAUGUGCCACAGUGUACAUCAGCGAUGAUGGGAACAAGUCUGGAAUCAGGUCCUGAAGCAGGUUGCCGAGAGUAAUUUUUCUCCCCAGAUUAGACAGGACGGGCUGAAUCAGCUUGUUGGACAGAGGAAGAUAUACCUUGAUUGGCAGAUUUUUCAAGCUAGACACACUGGAAGGCAGCAGUUUUCUGAACAUUGACUCGAAUUGUGUCGAAUCUUUGUGGAUGGCGGCAUGAUAGAAAUCGUCUGAGUCUGUGCGUGACAUGUUCAUUACAAGUUUGCUUGAGCCGUUCAAUAUGAAACAUGCCUCCUUAAGCUGGUUUGUCCAGUGGUCUUUGAGAAACGAAGGGUUUUGGUCGAUCGGAAUCACAUAUUCUAUAGGGUAGUCGUAGUAUUUAAGGGUAAUUUCCCACACCUGUUUCUCUACUUGCGCGUCAGUGGUUACGAGGUCGUAGAGUAGGCCAACUGGAAAGUUCCAUUUCAGAGGAACUUUUUCAAACUCAAACCACCACUUUUGAGACUGCGCCAAUCUGGCGUCUUUCAGAAACGGCUUAAAGAACUGAAGAAUGGCCGGCAACGAGUUGUGCAGGUACGAAUUGCGAUGAACAGCGACGUAAAAGCUGGGACAUUCCUGAUUGGACAGCGCGCGAUCGAGAUGGAACUGCAUGUACAAGACGCCGCCCCAUACCCUGCUGAUGAUCUCGGAAGUGCUCAUAAU
This is a messenger RNA of Ogataea polymorpha, 1771 nucleotides long. RefSeq lists its product as uncharacterized. NCBI's taxonomy places the organism in Eukaryota, Fungi, Ascomycota, Pichiomycetes, Pichiales, Pichiaceae. The record is from RefSeq and is a predicted model, not a curated record. Gene Ontology annotation, molecular function: tRNA (cytidine-N3)-methyltransferase activity. The coding region runs from base 1 to 933 and encodes 310 amino acids. The transcript has a single exon.